AGAGGCAGCAAUGUGCCGUAAGGUCUCUAGACUGCCGGAAAUCCAAAACAUGAAGAAGAAUAUGAAGCUGAAGAAAUCAGCUGAUGGCGACAUAUCUGAGCAGAUUCUAUGAUCUGCUUAAGGACCCAUGCAGAAGAAGAAAACAACUGUGAAAUAUCCCAGCUUAGAAAAGCAGUGUUACAAAACAAUGACAGACUUCUUGAGGAAAUGCUUUGCCAGGAAAUCUACAAGAAAGUUAUUAACUGCAGAGGUGGCUGGGGAAUCUCAGGCACACCUCUGCAUGCUGCUGUGUCCAAAGGCCACCUUAGCUGUCUACAGGUUCUGCUUGCCCAUGGGGCCCUGGUUGACUGUGUAGAUGUGAAGGCUCAGACGCCGCUCUUCGCAGCCGUGCGUGGGAAAUACCUGGAUUGUGUAUUAGCGCUCCUCGGAGCUGGUGCCAACCCCAAUGGAAACUCAUCCAACAACUGCUCCCCUGUGCUUACUGCUGCUCGCGAGGGGAACGUGGACAUCUUGAAGGAACUGCUUAAACACGGUGCUGAGGUGAACUCCCGCUCCAAAGUCUUGCUCUGGACCUCCGGUGCGAGAGUAUCCAGUGGACCGCUGUACUUGGCUGCCGUUUAUGGACACAUGGAGUGCUUCAAACUCCUGCUUCUCUACGGGGCGGACCCAGAUUAUAACUGCACUGACGCAAAGCUUCUGAGUUCUAUCAAGCAGCCCAAAACCGUGCUCGAGAUGUGCCUCAGGCAUGGAUGUGGCGUGGAGUAUAUACAGCUUUUAAUUGACUUCGGAGCUAAUGUCUACCUUCCCACACUGAUUAUCGAGAAGUCCACCAAGCAGAAUGAGGCUGUGGAGCUGCUUCUGCAGGAGAGGGGAAAUCCAAAGGCCUUGACUUCCCAGUGCCGACUUGCUGUCCGAAGAUACCUCAAAGAUAUCAAUAAGGUCCAUUGUAUCGACCAGCUGGAUAUGCCAACAAGUCUCAUUAACUUCCUGCAACAUAAGCCAGUCCCAGUCAUUGUUCUUUAGGUGAUGAAGCUGGUGGCACAUUAUGUAAAAUCAUUUUAUUUUGGGCUUUGUUUUUCCGGUAUAGAAUAUGGGCUACGUUUUUCUUUUUCAAUGUAUUUUGUAACAUCUGUCUGUUCUGUUAAGACUGAUUCUUAAUUGAAAACAUUAAAUAUGUGGAAGAGUGAUGUGUA
Messenger RNA from Labrus bergylta (ballan wrasse), 1193 nucleotides. RefSeq names its product ankyrin repeat and SOCS box protein 12. The record is from RefSeq and is a predicted model, not a curated record. NCBI's taxonomy places the organism in Eukaryota, Metazoa, Chordata, Actinopteri, Labriformes, Labridae. Gene Ontology annotation, molecular function: protein binding. Gene Ontology annotation, biological process: intracellular signal transduction.